UGGAGAUGGAAACAGCAGUGGGGCUGCUUGGAAUAGGCAAAUAAAGGAGAUGAAUAGAAAGUGAUAAGGCUGCUGUACUUAUGACUCAAUAGGAGUCCCUCUGCAGAGAGGGGAAGUUGUUAAAAGCACACACACUGAGGUCACAACUCUCCCCUACCCAAGGACCACAAGCCCACGUACAGACUGGAUAGAUUCCCUGGGCGCUGACUGUUCCCACUAUGGACAACAAGUCUGAUGUGAAGGCCAUCAUGGCUCGCUUCAACACGGGGGGAAAUGCUACAGAGGGUAUCUCCUCAGAACGUCCAAAAGCUACAGUGCACCCCACCCUGUCCUCAGGACCCCACAUCCAGCCUAAGAAACCUGCCCUGGAGACCAGCCUCUCAGGCAGCGCAGCCUCCACCGCGCCCAAACCCAACUUCCUCAAGAGCACCAUCACCACCAAGAGCGCUCCAGAAGUCAGGGACUUUCCCAAAAUCAAAGUGAUCCCUAGUAAGUUUGGAAAUGCCCAAGAGGACAGCAAACCCUCCUUUGUCAAACAGUACCCCUUUAAACUCAAACCACCUGGCCCAGAGAUAUCCCAGGAUGCUGAGGUCAAAAGCCCUUUUCCCAAACUCCCUCUCCAGAAGCCCUCUCUGAGCUUGACCUCGUCUGACACCAAGUCUGCCUUUCCCAAACCUCCCCUGGGUGUGGCCAAACCCUCCUGGGUCAAAGACAGCAGCCCCAAACCUGACGAUAGUGGGGGUACCUCGAACUCCAUCCCACCCAAAAUACCCCCUUCCAAAAAAAACAUCAUCUCCAUUGCAAAGAUGAGUCUACAGACAGAGGAUAGUGUGGAUGGAGCAGUGGAAUCUACAACCAAACCACUGGGAGCAGCUUCUAUCCUCAAACCCUCCAACUUCUGGACUACACAGAACGUGUUCAAUAGAGGAGAUACCCUAUCUGAGAAUGGGGUAAAGGAAAUAACCAAACUUCCCCUCACUUCCAGCGACUCUUGUCUUCCUAUACCUACAGCCAGUAAGAAACCCAGCUUCAUUAAGAAGCCCCUGGGUCCCACCUCCCCAGUCGUGGGGGUGAGCAACAGUAGCCCGUCCCCCCCCAAAUUGAACCCCAUGCCCAAUUUCCUGGCAAUAGGGACUGCGCCAGCCAAACCCAACCGGCCUCCUAGGGUGACCUUGGAUAAGUUCAAGAAGGGCACAGAGGCUAGGACUGAUGGUCCUGCUGGGUUAAAGAAGGGAUCUGUUCCCCCAAACCCUGCCUCUCACCCCAGUAACCAUAUGGCCCCACCCCUGCCCUCUCACCCCAUGGCCCCUAGCCUGCCCCCGCGACCACCAGAAGCCAUAAUCCAACCUGACCCAGAUGAGAACUAUGAUGAUGUGGGGUUAAUGAACAAUCCUCCACCCCCUCCCUCUGGAGGACAUCCUAGUCAAAAGACUAAGGACAGUGAGAGUGAUGAAAUGUAUGAAGAUCUUGACAAAAGAUGGGGGGCAGUGGAAUCAAAGGAGCAAGAGAAGAAGAGAGAGAGGGAGGAGAAAAAACGACAGGUGGAAAGGAAAGAACAGAAAGAACGUGAGAGGAAAGAACAAGAGGCCAAAAAGAAAUUCAAACUGACUGGUCCACUGAAGGUCAUCCACAGGGUCCAGGCCAGAGUGGACAGUAAAGGGAGUAAGACGGACCUGGGGCUGAAGCAGGGAGAGUCUAUUGACAUCAUGCGUGUUUUGGACAACCCAGAAGGACGCUGGCUAGGGAGGUCACAGGACGGCUCCUAUGGCUAUGUGAAGACUGAGUCUGUUGAGAUUGACUUUGACACCCUGAAGCGUCAGGGUGUGUCUAUAUCCAGUCAUAUGGAGCACGAACCGGAGGUAUACGAUGAUGUGGCCUUUCAGAAUGACCCCAGCAGUGGGAUUAAGAGUGCAGGAAUGGUUCUUCCUUCCCCUCCUGAUGAGGAUAGUGACAUAUAUGAUGAUCUUGACGAUUCAAGCUUCGACGUCAGAGUAUCCCCACCUUCCCAGUUUGACCAGACAGGAAAUACUGAAUCUUCUGAAGUCAGUGAUUCAGAUAUUUAUGAUGAUGUUGACACCACUAACUUCCAUCUGCCUCCACCUAUUAGCAGUCUCCCACUAAGUAAAACCAAGGGUAAGGCUGAGGACAAAGAUCCUAAAAAGCUAAAGAAACUUGAAAAGGAAGAGAAGGAAUUCAGAAAGAAGUUCAAGUAUGAUGGGGAAAUCCAGGUACUCUAUCAGGUGACCAUCGUUUCCACCUUGGCCAAUAAGAAGUGGAGCAGUAAAGAUCUGUUGUUGAGACCUGGGGAGACUCUGGAUGUCAUCGUUAAGCCUGUAGACAACAAACUCAUCUGCAGAAACGAGGAGGGAAAGUUCGGCUACGUCUUGACCAGCCAUAUUGUAGUAGAAGAUGCUGAUAUCUAUGAUGACAUUAGUGAUGGUUGCAUCUAUGACAACGACUGAACACUGUCUACAAAGUGAUGUGAUAUUUGUAUUUUGGGGGUUUCUUGUUUAUAUCAACAACCUUUAUCUAAUUUACUGUGAUUAUUUUGAGGUGAAGUGGUUUUCAUUCAAGAACAACACAGUCCACAGACACUUCCUCCCUUCAUGAAUAACUGUGACUUUGCAUUGAAUAGGCCUAAAUGACAUACAAUGUUACGUUUUUAUAUUGAAAGUGUAUUUCAAUGCUUAUAUUCUAUAUUCAACAAGAGAUAUUACAAUUCUGAUUGAAAACAAAGGUGCAAUGAUGAUGAUGAUGAUGAUACAUUUAUCAAAAAAAAUAUUAACAAUUUGAUGCCAAAUAUA
Oncorhynchus nerka (sockeye salmon) is the source of this 2804-nucleotide messenger RNA. RefSeq names its product FYN-binding protein 1-like. Gene Ontology annotation, cellular component: plasma membrane. The coding region runs from base 219 to 2462 and encodes 747 amino acids. Gene Ontology annotation, molecular function: protein binding. The record is from RefSeq and is a predicted model, not a curated record. Gene Ontology annotation, biological process: T cell receptor signaling pathway; integrin-mediated signaling pathway; protein localization to plasma membrane. Lineage: Eukaryota; Metazoa; Chordata; Actinopteri; Salmoniformes; Salmonidae. The transcript has 17 exons.